This is a messenger RNA of Meloidogyne enterolobii, 6084 nucleotides long. The record is from the annotation of a GenBank genome assembly. NCBI's taxonomy places the organism in Eukaryota, Metazoa, Nematoda, Chromadorea, Rhabditida, Meloidogynidae.
AUGAAAGAUCGAUUAUCAUUUUUAAAUAUUUAUAAUAAUUUAAUAUUAAAAAUUCUGAUAUUAAUUUUGCUUAUUAAUUCUGUUAAUUCUAAUUAUAUUAAAAGAAAUAAAAGAUUAACACAAGUUUGGUCUAAUAAUAAUGAAUUGUCUUCUUCUUUAUUUGAUUGUCGUCAGCCUAGUAAAGAAUGUUUACAUGAUGGAAUUUGUUCAAAAAAUGGAUUGAAUUGCGAUUGUUCCCCAUCUCCAAAUUGGUUUGGCAAACAAUGUGAACUUCGUCGAUGUGUCCAACUUUACAAUCCUUGCGAGAAUGGCGCUGCUUGUGAAAAAACAGAGCAAUCAUUUAAAUGUCAUUGUCCACCUGGUUUUGAUGGAAUUUAUUGUGAUAAACAACUAGAAACUGUUUGUAACAAUAUUAAUUUAAAUAUUUGUGGGGAACAUGGAAAUUGUAUUUUGGGACAAAAUGUUAAUGAAUAUACUUGUGAAUGUCAUUAUGGAUGGACUGGUUCUCAUUGUUCUGAAGUUAAUCACUGUCAAUUGGAAGAUUAUUUCUGUUUAAAUGGACAAUGCAUAAAUAAUUUAAAUAAAAAUGUUAACGAAGAUGGAAAUUUAAUUACACAUUUUUGUGAAUGUAGACAUGGUUGGGGUGGUACUCAUUGUGAUUUAGAUGUAGAUGAAUGUCAAUCUGACACUAAUAUUUGUCAAAAUGGGGGGAAAUGUGUUAAUUUAAUUGGGUCUUUUUAUUGUGAAUGCCCUCCGAAAUUUGUUGGACAAUUUUGUGAAAUACCUAAUAGUAUAGAUCAGUGUCAACCUUCUCCCUGUCUUAAUAAUGGUACUUGCCAUUUAUCAAUGACUGCAACAACUUCUAGUUGGGCUUUGGAUGCAGACAAAUUUAAUUGGCAUUGGGAAUGUAAUUGCCCUGAUGGGAUUGAAGGUGAACGUUGUGAGAGAAUUGUUGAUAAUUGUAUAACUGGAAGAACGAUUUGUGUUAAUGGAGGGCAAUGUGUUCAUCCAUGGCUUGAAGUAUUCGAGAAUACUGGAAAUGAUAAUGUAACAAAAUCGGUUCAACAAAGAUGGCAUCCCUCUGAAUGUAAAUGCAUGUCUGGAUUUUCUGGAGAAUUUUGUGAACGAGAUGUCAAUGAAUGUGAAGUUUAUCCAGGGCUUUGUCAGAAUGGUGCUACUUGUAUGAAUCGACACGGCACUUAUUUGUGUUUGUGUGUUGCUGGAUUUGAAGGAAGAUAUUGUGAAAAUAAUAUAGAUGAUUGUAUUGAUAAUCUUUGUUAUGCUGGUUCAACUUGUAUAGAUGGGAUUUCACGAUAUACUUGUCUUUGUGCACCAGACAGAGUUGGUAAUUUAUGCGAAUUUCCAAAUCCCUGUUUCAAUACUUCAAACAACAAUAAUGGACCUUGUUUAAAUGGAAAAUGUUAUCCUGAUUUUGAAUUUGGUAAUCAUUCAUGUCAUUGUGAUGAAGGAUGGAUGGGACAGAAUUGUGAUAUAGAUAUAGAUGAAUGUGCACAUCCAUUUACUAAUAAAUGUUCUAAAGGAAAGUGUGUAAAUACUGUUGGAGGGUAUAUUUGUGAAUGUGAAUUUGGAUAUACAGGAGAAUUAUGUUCUUUAUUAGAAAAACAUUGUGAUUCUAAUCCGUGUCAAAAUGGGGGAACUUGUCUAAAUAAAUUGGGAAAAUAUGAAUGUGUUUGUUUGCCUGGUUAUUCUGGAAAUAAUUGUGAAAUUAGAGCUUAUAAAGAAUUAAAUAAAUGUUAUUUGGAUUGCCAGAAUGGAGGGAUUUGUAAAAAUGCUGAUGAUACUGAAUGUGAAUGCCUUCCCCCCUUUUCUGGAACUUUAUGCGAAAUUGAAAAGCCAGAUCCCUGCUAUCAAAAUCAUUGUGCAACAGACUCAGUGUGUGCCCCAACCAUUGAUUAUACUUCAUAUACUUGUCAAUGUCCACCACAUUUAGCCGGUCAAUUUUGUGAACGUCAAUUACCUCCUUGUGAAGAUGGCUAUAAUCCUUGUGUUCGAGGAAUUUGUCAUAAAAAUACUGAGGAUAUUGAACACUUUACUUGUGAAUGUUUAAAUGGAUGGACUGGGCCUCUUUGUGAUAAACAAAUUGAUAAUGAAAUUGAAGUUUGCCCUUUAGCUUCUAAUCCUUGUCAGAACGGUGGGCAAUGUGUUGGUGUUGAUGGAAAUAGAGGGAAUAAUAAAAUACAAAAAAUUGAUGGAGGUGAACACUUAUCAACACAAUUUUUAUCUUCCUCAACAUUUUUUGAAUGUAUUUGUCCUCGUGGAUUUACUGGCCCUCUUUGUGAAAUUCUUCCAAAAUCAACAAAAUAUAAUUAUGAAAAUAUUGAUGAAAGGCAAAAAUGUAUUAAUAAAGGCUGUAGAAAUGGAGGAAAAUGCGUGAAGAAUUUAAGAAAUGUUGGAGAGGGAGAUUUAUGGACUUGUCAGUGUCCCCCAGGCUUUCAAGGUUCUCAAUGUGAAAGUGAAAUCAAUGCCUGUUUAAAUGUCACGUGCAAACAUAAGGGCAAAUGUGUAAAUUUGGGCGGCAUCGACUUUCGUUGUGAUUGCGCGCCUGGCUGGAGUGGACAUGUUUGUGAAAUAAAUAUUGACGAUUGCGAGAAUAUUGUUUGCCUUAAUGGUGGCGUUUGUGUUGAUCGUGUUAACAACUAUCUUUGUGAGUGCGCUCGUGGAUUUGCCGGACGGCAUUGUGAGAUUUUUGUCCCCGUCGACAAAUUCAAUCGAACGGAUAUGGUUGAUAUGGACAAUUGUCGAAGACAAGGUUGUGAACAGAAAGCAACUAAUGGGAAAUGUGAUCCAGAAUGUAAUUUAUAUGCCUGUCAAUUUGAUGGUGGCGAAUGUUCAACCCGUCAAAUAAAUCCUUUUGAAAAAUGUCCCCAACCAAGUUAUUGUUCACAUUCAUUUUCAAAUGGAAAAUGUGACGAAGUUUGUAAUAAUGAACGUUGUCUCUUUGAUGGUUUCGACUGUUUGCCACGUCCGUUGGCAAAAUGCCCGAGACUAGCUGAGUGUGCUUUGAGAUAUGCAAAUGGGCAAUGCGAUCAGCAAUGUAAUAUGGCAGCUUGUGGUUGGGAUGGAGGUGAUUGUGAUCACGAUGUAGAACCAGAAUCUCAUGUUUUGCUUGGAGAACUUGUUUUGGUUUUGGCUGUACAACCAGAAGAACUUUUCCCGAAUUUAUUGAGACAAUUUUUGCUUUCAUUAAGUUCGCAUUUGCGAGUAUCUCUUUCACUUUCUGUUGAUGAGGAAGGAAAGCCAAAUCUUUUCCGUUGGAGUCAAGAUUCGGGAAUUGGAAAACGAAUUGAUUUGCCCCCAGGAAUGAAUGUUACAACAAUGUUUAGUGUACAUUAUUACGAUUCUGAUAUUGUUGUUGGUGAAGAGGAGGGGAAAAAUAAAAAUCAAGUUGUUCAAGAUAGAAGAAGAAAAAGGAAUUUAAAUGAUAUUUCAAAAAAAGAAGGAGUUGCUUUAUUUUUACGUGUUGAUGUUACAAUGUGUAAUUUAUUGGAUUCUUCUUCUUCAAGUACUUCAAUGCCCAGAAUUAUACAUCAACACCAAAUACCAGAACAUCCACACCGACAUCACCACCACAUUUACCAUUCAAACAAUAAACUUUUGGGUGUACAUGAACCUUGUUUUUCACAUAUGGAUAGUGUGGCUGCUUAUGCAUUACAAGAUAUUGGAGUGCCAAUUUUACAAAGUGAAGCUCGUCUUUCACCUCACAGUUCUUCAAAAUCUUUUGGAUUUUUUUGGUGUGUUCUUCUAACUUUGAUGUUUUCACUAGUUAUCGGAUCUGUAAUUAUUAUUCGAAGACCUAAAAAUAAUAAAAUGAAAACUGCAAAAACUUGGAGACCUCCAAUUGUUGAACAACCAAGUUCAAAAUAUGGUUCAUCAUCAACUCUCGCCAGUCAUUACCCAUUACCUCCACAACAACAACAGACUUUGAGAGCAUCUUCUAUUUGGCCAAAUUAUCCAGUAGCUUCGUCUAGUAGUUGUGCUUCUUCAAAUAUGCCUUUAAUGAUAAACCAUGCAGUUAGCAUGAAUAGUCUUUCUAAUCAAAGCAAUAUUUAUAGUCAACAUAGCCAUCCUCAACAAUAUCAAAAUCCUGUCAAUUCGAUGAUACAAAUAUCAAAUAAUAAUAAUAAUAAUCAAUAUCAACCACCAAACAAACAUUAUCGUCAACAUCCAUAUCUCCCACAACAUUCAUUACAACAACAUUCCUCAACAUUACCACGUAAUAAUGGAAAUUGUUGGACUACAGCAACAACAACAACUGCUUUAAUUGGAGAAAAUAAAAAUUUAUUGACAACUUCCUCAAAUCAAAAUUUAAAUUCUUCUAUUCAUUAUAGACAACAACAACCACAAUUGUUGAUUGGAGCAACGGGGAAUGUUAAUGGAAUAGCUACUUUGCCUCUUCCAAAUAAUAAUGCAAACAACAUCUACAAUAAUCAACAACAACAAAAUAUGCCUUCUUUAGGGAAUGGAGGAGAAUUAGUAAAUCCGUCUACCCACCCAACUACAACAACUAUAGCAACAACUACUAUAGUUAAUAACAAUAACAAUUCUUCUACUUCAUAUUCUCGUUGUUCUUCCUCAGGCAUUGGUGGAAGCAGCACAGAACAUUCCCCUUUAGGUCAAUUACUUCCUCUUCAUUGUUCUUCUGCAAAUAUUGUUGUUGACCCUUCCUUGGUUGGCAAUAAUAAUGAAAAUGAAGAAAGCUUGUUAAAGCUUAUUAAAGAACUUCAAGAUUUUUUAAUGUUUAAAAGACGAGCAUUACUUGAUUGUAAUUCUGAAAUAAUAUCAAAACUUACAGCUCGCAUUGUAAAUUCUACAAAUGAACGUGGACGGACAUUUUUUCAUUUAUUAUUUCAAAAUAUGUUUUUAAUGACUGCAAACGAUAACGAAACUGAUUUACUCGCUAAUAUUGACUUACUUUUUAAAAGCGGGGUUUCUAUUGAUGCACAAGAUCAUGAUGGGACAACUGCUCUUUCUUUGGCUGUUCGAAAUCGAAAACUUCGAGCUGUUGAAUUAAUGGUUGAACGUGGUGCUGAUGCUAAUCUGCCGGACUUGGAUAAUAAAUCUCCUUUAUACCAUAUUUGUGCAAAUUUGUCGACUGAAGAGGAUUUAAAAAUUGCUGAAUUUUUAAUAAAUAAAGUUGCUGAUUUAAAAUUAGAUACUUUGGCACGUGAAACAGAAACACCUCUAAUUCGUUGUGCGGCUCUUUGUAAUCCUUUUUCACUACGAAUUGCUGAACUUUUAAUUUCUCGUGUUGAAGCUUCACAAAGAAUUGAAUUUGUUAAUUAUUCUGGUAAAACGCUGACUACAGCAUUACACCGUGCUGCUUCUGUUGGGAAUGAACCAAUGGUGCGGCUACUUAUUAAACAUGGGGCGAAUAAAGAAUCGACUGAUAAAGAGGGAAAAUCCCCGUUAUUUGUGGCUGUUGAACAGGCACAAUAUGAGACAGUUUCUGUCCUUUUGGAGUUGGGAGCAGAUCGUAAUAAGUCGGACAUGAAUGAUACAAAAAUUAUGGAAUUAGCCUCACAACCCGGAUUUGAACCAAUUUCUCAACUUUUCCGUAAAUUUCCUGAAAAUCAAAAUAAUCAUCAUCAACAUAUUCAAUUCUUUAAUUCUUCUACUCGUUCCUCCUCUACCCCUAAAGACCAACAAAAAAAUCAAACUAAUGGGAAAAGACAAAGGGUUGGAACGAAAAGAAGAAAUACAGCAACAACAACAACAAAUAACUCUUCUUCAAAUUCUAUUUUACAGGUUAUUCAAAGAGGUGUUAAUUCUGUUCUUUUACCUUCAAAUAAUAGAGAAAUAAAUAAUUAUGAAGAUGGCUCUUCUGCUGCCAAAAAAAGAGCUCCAAUAAUUAUUUCAAAUAACAACAACAAUCCAAAUAUAUCUCCACCAUGUUUACCCCCUUAUUAUCCUCCCUCUUCUAAUAAUAUUUGUCAGCAAUCUUUAAAUAAUUCAAACAGUAUUUUACAAAACCAACAACAACAAAUUUCUUCUUCCCCUCCUCUUCUUCCUUCAAUUCAACAAAAUCAAUUUAAUGGUAUUUUUAAUUAUAAAAUUAUUUUCUAA